Chironomus riparius is the source of this 3081-nucleotide messenger RNA. Lineage: Eukaryota; Metazoa; Arthropoda; Insecta; Diptera; Chironomidae. The record is from the annotation of a GenBank genome assembly.
AUUGUAAUCUCUACUACAACGUCCACCAUAGUUUUUAUUUAAAAUAAACGCGCGAAAACAAAUUCAACAAAAAAAAUAUAACAAUUUGAAAAUGAUAAGCCUAAAAAUUACAAUCUAAAAAUAUAUUUUAUUUGAGUUUCGUAAACUGACGAAACGAUACGAAAGACAAGUGAUUUUAAAUCUUUUAAAUUAUUAAUUUUGUGGCCAUUAAUUAAUCACAUGUUCAUCAAUAAACGUGAAUAUGCAAAGACAAAAUAAAAAAGGAGAAGCAAAAAGGAAAGUUUCCCCUAACAAUGAACUCAAUUAUCGAUCAUCAAGUGAAAGCGCUAGUGACGAUGACUAUCAAUCAUGUACAGAUGAAGACAGUGUUAGAUGUUGCAAACGUGCGACAAAAAAAGUUAUUUUUGAACACUUCAGGAUUGAAACAAUUGAACCUAAUGAAAAUAAAAACGUUCAUACAGAUCAGCAUGAGGAUACAUCAAUAAAACAAAAACAUAAUUUAGAUUCUCUCCCAGAAGAUGUACAAGAAUCGAUUUGCAAUUAUUUAAAUGACAUUUCUAUAGAAGUACUCUUUUUUGUCAGUGUGCCAUAUUUAAACAUCUUAAAAGCAGCACAUGGAAUUUUAAAAAAAUUCACAUUUUUUUUGGAUUAUAAUAAUUUUGAGAAGUUUGCCUCAUUUGUAUCGUUUCGAGGCGUUCGUUUAAGGAACAUUUCAGUUGACUUUAAAGGUUUUACAAAUUUCACGAGGCUCUUGAAAUUCUUGAAUUACUUCGAAAAUUCAGUUGAAAAUCUUCAUAUUAAGAACGCAAAAUUUAAGAAUUUUAAAGAGUUUUCGCAACUUUGCAACAAUCUAAGCAGCAUAAAAACACUAAGGUUCGAAUACUGCGGCAUUGAUCAAAUUGGAAAAAAAUCACUUCCUAUAUUGUCAACAUUAAAAUUGAUUUCAUUCAACAAAUGCAAUGACAACAUCUAUGGAGCCUUUGAAAAUCAGACAACCAUAACAAAAAUCGAAGUAAGCAAUGAAGAUUGGACAUGGAAUGGAUUCCCGCAUGAUAUCUUCAAUGUCAUCUGCCAUAACUGUAAAAAUUUAGAACACAUAGUUUUGAAUGGUGCAGGAACUGGAAGUUACUUCGAUGCUGAUGAAUUCCCAUACAAAAUAACCAAGUUAGAGACAUCAAUGAUUACAUUCCAUUGGUAUGUAGGCAUUAGAACAAAACGAGUUUGUUUCCUCGAAAGUCAAAAAGGUCAUGUUAAAGAUUUAACAAUUCAUCAAUUGCCGAAUGAUUUUGACGGUGGUCGAGUUGUAAAUUAUAUUUUUGAGGAAAUGAACCUCGAGACAUUUUACUACGGAAAGAUUCCAUUGAUCCUUAAUGGAGAGAAGCAAAAUGUGCUUGAAUUUUCUGCAACAGAGAUUCAAAUAACAGCUGCAAUAGAAAUGAUUAGGCGAUUUCCAUCAAUCAUCUCGUACUGUCUAAUCUUAUCAGAAAAAGACAUUGCUAGUGAUGAAAUUGAAAAAGCAAUCAACUUAAGUAAUAAAAUAUUUCGUCAACUUAAGAAAUUCGAAGUUAUUGACAACAGCAAGUAUCGAGGUCUUUUUUGUGUAUUCUUAGGACUUUUGAAAAAUUUGAUCAACAUUGAAAUUUUGUCAUUGACGACACAAGAUCGUAAUAUUAAUGUUAUGCUUGAAGAGUCACUGCCAUUCAUGACAAACUUGAAGGAACUUUAUUUAUCUUCGAUAGCACCGAGAGGUAAAGAACGUCUAAACAUAAUAAAAGCUAAAGCUCCAUUCUUACAAAAAUUGAGUGUUGCUGAACAGUUUGUUGAAGAUGCAAAAGUUAUUUUUGAUAAUAAUAUAGAAAUUAUUGGAAUAUCUUCUAAUAUAGCCACUAGUAACUAGACUAAUGGUUCCUGAAAUGCUUAAAAAUUAUAACUCUUACUCAAUGUCUGUCAUUCCGUUCCAAAUUAUGCAAAAUUACAAAGUCUUACGUAAAAAUUUACAAUUUCAAUGACUUUUUGGGGGAUUAGGUUAGCUUAAUGCAUUGCUAGCCAAAAAUCAUGUGUAUACCUUCAAGUGGUGUCCCCUGAUACCGCUAAAUGCACCUCUGGCGACAGACUUAAAUGCCGGAAUAUGUACCUUUGUUUGUAGUUGCUUAUUGCGUUUCACUUUAUUAAAAGGUAUUGAAACUGAAAUCCUUUAAAAGCUAUUGUUUUACACAUUUUAAAUCCACAGUUAACAGAAGUAUACGAAUUACAUGCACACAAUGCACAUUUCAAAGAUAUGGGAAUGUUUUUGAAAACCCCAUAAACCUUGCAAUUAACCUAGUUUUAAGUCUUUUGAUAAAAAAAAGCAUACAGGUCCAAAAUAUAUCUAGAACUUAAAGACGGUGCUUUUAAAUUUUUUAAAGUGUGAAAUUAAUUUGGUGGAAAAAAGUGGACGACGGAAAUUUAUCACAGCAUGGCCAGUUUUGCCUGAUUUUAAAUAUUUUUUGACUCCUCUCUGCAUCUCUAGAUACAGGGGCGUAGCCAGAAAAUUUUUAAGGGGGGGGGCCCAUUUUCGAAAAUUAAAAAACCGUUAUUUUGCAUCCUUAAAUCUAUAUUCAUUCUUCAUAAGUUUAAAUAUUUAAUCAUUAUUCAUACAUUAAAUUUAAUUUUUCGUGCUGAUUUUGACAUUUCUUUCAUCACUUCCUCUACAUUAACUGGUUCUUCUCUAUAAAUACUUAAUAAAACAAUUAUCAGAUUUUCGUAGGGGGGGCCCGGGCCCCCUAUGGCCCCCCCUGGCUACGCCCCUGUCUAGAUAUUAACUAGACAUUACGCUUAUUUUAACAUUAAUUUGAAAAAAUAAUUAAAGGAAAUGAAUUAAUCCUGUAUUAAAUUUAAGUGAUAUGAAUAAAGAUUAUUAACAAUUUAAUCUCAUGCGGCCUGUUUCACUAAAGUGGAUUAUCCUCGAUAUAGAUUAUCCACUUCAGAUUUUUGUAAAUAUCUUAAACUUUAUAGGAGAUGUGGCAUUUCUAAUUUUGGAUUUUAAUAGAGUGAAGUAUGCCUGAAAUUUCUGUAUACUUUAAACUUUUGCUUUUCCUUAAG